Phyllostomus hastatus (greater spear-nosed bat) is the source of this 3320-nucleotide messenger RNA. It is a transcript of the gene TAS1R3, whose product is annotated as taste 1 receptor member 3. Gene Ontology annotation, molecular function: G protein-coupled receptor activity; sweet taste receptor activity. The transcript has 6 exons. Bases 1 to 2586 code for a protein of 861 amino acids. Gene Ontology annotation, biological process: sensory perception of umami taste; G protein-coupled receptor signaling pathway; sensory perception of sweet taste. The record is from RefSeq and is a predicted model, not a curated record. Lineage: Eukaryota; Metazoa; Chordata; Mammalia; Chiroptera; Phyllostomidae. Gene Ontology annotation, cellular component: membrane.
AUGCCAGGCCUGGCUCUCCUGGGCUUCUGCGCUCUGCUGGGCCUGGGGGCGGGGGCCCCGCUGUGCCUGUCCCGGCAGCUCAGGAUGCAGGGGGACUACGUGCUGGGGGGGCUCUUUCCCCUGAGCUUGGCCGAGGAGCCAGGCCUCCAUGACAGGACACAGCCCAACACCACCGCGUGCACCAGGUUCUCGUCGCUCGGGCUGCUCUGGGCACUGGCAGGAAAGAUGGCCGUGGAGGAGAUCAACAGAGGGUCCACCCUGCUGCCCGGGAAGCUCCUGGGUUACGACUUCUUCGACACGUGCUCGGACCCCGUGGUGGCCAUGAAGCCCAGCCUCAUGUUCAUGGCCAAGGCAGGUGGCCGCGAUGUGGCUGCCCGCUGCGACUACGCGCAGUACCAGCCCCGCAUGCUGGCCGUCAUCGGGCCCCACUCGUCCGAGCUCGCUCUCGUCACCGGCAAGCUCUUCGGCUUCUUCCUCAUGCCCCAGGUCAGCUACGGCGCCAGCAUGGACAAGCUGAGCGACCGGGAGGCCUUCCCGUCCUUCUUCCGCACGGUGCCCAGCGACCGAGUGCAGGCGACCGCUAUGGUGGAGCUGCUGUACACUCUCAGCUGGAACUGGGUGGCCGCCUUGGGCAGUGAUGAGGAGUACGGCCGGCAGGGCCUGAGCCUCUUCUCCAGCCUGGCCGGCACGAGGGGCAUCUGCAUCGCGCACGAGGGCCUGGUGCCGCUGCCUGGAGCCGCGGGCCGGGAUCUGGACGCCGUGCAGGAGCUGCUACACCAGGUGAACCAGAGCAGCGUGCAGGUGGUGGUCCUCUUCUCUUCCCCCCAGGCUGCCCGCACCCUCUUCAGCCACAGCAUCCACUGCAGCCUCUCACCCAAGGUGUGGGUGGCCAGUGAGGCCUGGCUGACCUCGGACCUGGUCAUGACCCUGCCCGGCAUGGCGCAGGUGGGCACCGUGCUGGGCUUCCUGCAGCGGGGUGCCCCGAUGCCCGACUUCUCGUCCUAUGUGCAGACCCGCCUGGCCCUGGCUGCCGACCCCGCCUUCUGCGCCUCACUGGAGGAGCAGCAGCCGGGCCUGGAGGAGCACGUGGUGGGGCCGCGCUGCCCGCAGUGCGACCACACCUCGCUGGACAAUGUGUCCACCGGUCUCCUGCACCACCAGACCUUUGCGGUCUACGCGGCGGUGUACAGCGUGGCCCAGGCCCUGCACAACACGCUGCUCUGCAACGCCUCGGGCUGCCCCACACGGGAGCCCGUGCAGCCCUGGCAGCUCCUGGCAAAGAUGUACAACAUGAGCUUCCGGGUGCGAGGCCUCCCGCUGCGGUUCGACGCCAGCGGGAGCGUGCACUUGGACUAUGACCUGAAGCUGUGGGUGUGGCGGGACCCGAUGCCCGAGCUGCGCACCGUGGGCAGCUUCAAUGGCCACCUGCAGCUGCAGCUGUCCCAGAUGCGCUGGCACACGCCGAGUAACAUGGUGCCGGUGUCCCAGUGCUCGAGGCGCUGCGAGGAUGGCCAGGUGCGCCGCGUGAAAGGCUUCCACUCCUGCUGCUACGACUGUGUGAGCUGCAUGGCCGGCAGCUACCAGCGCAACCCAGACGACCUUCUCUGCACCCAGUGUGAGCGGGACCAGUGGUCACCGGACGGGAGCCGGCACUGCUUCCCCCGCAGGCCCAAGUUCCUGGCCUGGGGGGAGCCGGCCACGCUGCUGCUGCUGGCGCUGCUGGGCCUGGCGCUGGGCCUGGCGCUGGCGGCCCUGGGGCUAUUCGUCCAGCACCGGGACAGCCCCUUGGUCCAGGCCUCGGGCGGAUCGAGGGCCUGCUUCGGCCUGGCCUGCCUGGGCCUCGUGUGCCUCAGCGCCCUCCUGUACCCCGGGCGGCCCCGCCCCGCCCAAUGCCUGGCCCAGCAGCCGCUGCUGCACCUCCCGCUGGCCGGCUGCCUGAGCACCCUUGUCCUGCAGGCCGCUGAGGUCUUCGUGGAGUCGGAGCUGCCGCCGAGCUGGGCCGACCGGCUGCGCGUUCACCUGCGGGGGCCCCGGGCCUGGCUGGCAGUGCUGCUCGCCAUGCUGGCGGAGGCCGCGCUGUGCGCCUGGUCCUUGGGGGCCUUCCCGCCCCAGGUGGUGAUGGACUGGCAGGUGCUGCCCACGGAGGUGCUGGUGCACUGCCGCAUGCACUCCUGGGUCGGCUUCGGCCUGCCGCACAGCGCCAACGCCGUGCUGGCGUCCCUGUGCUUCCUGGGCACCUUCCUGGUGCACGGCCGGCCCGGCCGCUACAACGGUGCCCGUGGCCUCACCUUUGCCGCGCUGGCCUACUUCAUCCCCUGGCUCUCCUUUGUGCCUCUCCUCGCCAAUGUGCACGUGGCCCACCAGCCCGCUGUGCAGAUGGGCAUCAGCCUGAUCUGUGCCCUGGGCAUCCUGGCCACCUUCCACCUGCCCAAGUGCUACCUGCUGCUGUGGCGGCCGGAGAGCAACACUCCCGAGUUCUUCCUGGGAGGGGUUCCUGGCGAUGCCGGAGGGCGAGGCGGCAGCGGGGGAGGGCAGGAGACUGAGCAAAAACCAGUGACCCGUGACCCAGUGGCCUCGCCCCACUGAAACCAGACCUGAUCUCCGUACGGCUGGGUCAGACUCUGCUGAGCGCUGCACCCCCACCUCUAGAUUCUGUUCCCAGGCUGACUGCUGGCCUUACCCAGAUGGCCCUGGGCCUGCACGGGCCCUGUGAGGUCUCACCACCUGGGACCCCCACAGGGAAAAAGGCUAGAGGGCUCCCGGGCCCCUGCAGCCCACACCACACUCAGGGAAGUCCCACAGGUGGGCCACUUGGAGCUCAAGGUGGGCAGACCUCACCCCCGGCUGGGCAGAGCCUGGGUCCCCCACCAGCGCCCCACCCAUCAUCACUGGAGCUGCCUGACCACGGGCCCCAGUGCAGAAGAGAGGCCCCCUGGUGAGGAGGGGGCACCAGCUUCCCACUCUCCCGGCCUGGGUGGGUAGAACGGGUCAGCCCACCACCAGCACCGUGGACAGAGCCCAGCCAGGGUCGGGGGUCAGCACCAAGGCCAGCGCCGGCUGCUGAGUGGGGACCCCUGGAGCCCGCGCUUCGCACAGAAGACUUUCUGCCAGGACCUCGCCGGCUGCCAGCACGGGUCAGCGCCUUUCCACCGAGCCGGGACCCAGAGGACAGUGCCUGGCCACUCCCGGGUCCACUCUGGCGGGACCCCGGGGAGCCCAAACCUGCUCCCACACCCCCCUUACUCAUUAAGGCAGGCAGACCGGGGAGAAGAGACACAGGCCACACGUCAGCCCCAUAAAAUUAAAUGCUUUUUAGUGUU